AAAAAAAAAAAAAAAAAAAAAAAAAAAAAAAAAAAAAAAAAAAAAAAUCUUCAAUCUUUCCUUCUUAUCAGCUUAGGAGCUCAAUGGCCACUCUCUCUCCUCUCCCAUAAAUACAAAAGUGAGAACACACACCAACCAUUCUAGCAAAAAUUGUACCUUUCUCUCAUUCUAUGCCCCUCAUUGAAGGAAAAGGCAUUCCUUUUUCUUUUCCUUGACCAUUAAUUGUCACUGCAUUUUUCUCCUCUUCUUUCCUGUGGGCUUUCUCUUUCAUGCAAUUUCCCUUUUUUACCCCCCCAAUUUUAUGUGCUUUAUUUUUUUCUCCCCUUUGAGUUGGUCUACCUAAGACUCAAUGCUUUGUGAUACUAGUUGUGAGUUUCAUUUUACCAAGGAAGAGGAGGAUCAAUCACAAAAGAGGUACCAAAUUGUGGGGAAAUUAAUCUAAAUUUCCAGAAUUUUAUCACCCUUCAAAAUCCCAGAAAAAUGUCUAGUUUGAGCACCGAACUAUCGAAGUCGACGCAAAUCUUCGGCUUAAAAGUAUGGGUGUUGAUCGCCAUCGGCUUCGGUCUAUUGAUAGUGUUGAUUCUCUUCUUGCUAUCUGUAUGGGCCACUUCUAAAAGAAAGACGAGGAGACCGUUCGACCAUUACGGAAUGCCGCAAAUACCAGUCAUCUCUAAGGAGAUUACAGUAGACCAAGUCGGCUCUCGCAGCCUUGCGCAGACGCUACACGAGCGCGAGGCGCCUCUCUUUCCUUCUCACGAAAAAUAUAAUGAUCAAGAAUACGGCAAGACGUUGGCGCAGUUGCCGACGAGCAAGUCGAUCGAUGCGGAUACUAUGAGCCAGUCUAGCUCGGUGUACGACGAAGGUAGCUCGGGGCCGACGAGGAAACCGUAUUCUCCCGGUGCAAUUGUAUCUGCCUCCCCUUUAACUGGUUUGCCGGAAUUCUCGCAUCUCGGAUGGGGUCAUUGGUUUACGCUGAGAGAUUUGGAGUAUGCUACAAAUCGGUUUUCGAAAGAGAACGUGCUCGGAGAGGGCGGGUAUGGGGUUGUUUACCGGGGGAGGCUGAUAAAUGGCACGGAGGUCGCGGUCAAGAAGAUUCUUAAUAACUUGGGACAGGCAGAAAAGGAAUUCAGAGUGGAAGUCGAGGCCAUUGGCCACGUCCGGCAUAAGAAUCUGGUGCGGCUUCUGGGAUACUGUGUUGAGGGCGUAAAUAGGAUGCUUGUAUACGAGUAUGUGAACAACGGUAACUUAGAGCAGUGGCUUCACGGAGCUAUGCGUCAGCGUGGUGUUCUUACUUGGGAAAACCGCAUGAAGGUUAUCCUAGGGACUGCUAAGGCACUUGCUUAUCUGCACGAAGCUAUAGAGCCGAAAGUUGUACACCGUGACAUAAAAUCAAGCAAUAUAUUAAUUGAUGAGGAAUUUAACGGCAAGGUUUCCGACUUUGGGUUGGCUAAGCUCUUGGGCUCAGACAAAAGCCAUAUCACUACUCGAGUGAUGGGAACUUUUGGGUAUGUGGCGCCUGAGUAUGCAAAUACUGGAAUGUUAAAUGAGAAGAGUGAUGUUUACAGUUUCGGAGUUCUAUUGUUAGAGGCUGUGACCGGUAGGGAUCCUGUAGAUUAUAGCCGACCACCCAAUGAGGUGAACCUUGUAGAGUGGCUUAAAAUGAUGGUAGGCAAUAGGAGAGCAGAGGAAGUGGUCGAUCCCGCCCUAGAGGUCAAACCAGCUACUCGAGCUCUUAAGCGGGCGCUUUUAGUCGCGCUCAGAUGCGUGGAUCAUGACUCUGAAAAGCGGCCCAAGAUGGGCCAGGUCGUUCGAAUGCUUGAAGCAGAUGAAGUUCCACACCGAGAGGACCGGCGAAAUCGGCGGAGUAACAUGGGAAGCAUGGACAUGGAGUUGCUAAAAGAGAACUCGAAUUCUUCUGAUUCUAAUAACAAAGUAGGAAAAUUAGAUAAUGAGACAUCUGAGAGGUUGCAUGGAUAAGGCUGAUCAAUUUAUCGCGCACACGAGGGAAAACCGAUUAUCUGCGUUUACUUUCCUUCAUUGACAAGGUUUAUUAGAUGUUCUUGCUGCUAAAAGAUUUUCACGAAGGAAUUACAGUAUUUCUGGUUGACGAGUAACUGAUUAGAUAGGAGGAACGAACUCGUAGUCGGUUUUAUAAACACCAGGUUGUUCAGAGGUUUUAUGUUUGUACAGUUCCAUUAGGGGAUGCGCAAAAUUUUCAGUUUACAAACUCGUGGUUGGUUUAUUUCUUUGUGACUUUUGGUGCACACUCGUCACUCACGAAGUUGGAUGUCUAUGGAAAACACAUUCUUGUUUCUUCAGAAUUUUGCAAUUUGCUGUUGCGCACUUUGUUGUAGUAUGAAUAGUUUCUUGCUCCGGUGGAAAUGGAUGUUUGCUGCAUGCACGUA
This is a messenger RNA of Ananas comosus (pineapple), 2405 nucleotides long. Its product is annotated as probable receptor-like protein kinase At2g42960. Gene Ontology annotation, molecular function: ATP binding; protein kinase activity. NCBI's taxonomy places the organism in Eukaryota, Viridiplantae, Streptophyta, Magnoliopsida, Poales, Bromeliaceae. The transcript is spliced from 8 exons. The record is from RefSeq and is a predicted model, not a curated record. Bases 481 to 1977 code for a protein of 498 amino acids. Gene Ontology annotation, biological process: protein phosphorylation.